AUACGACAGAGAAGGUGAACCCUCUCAAUUGGCUGCAGUUGACAUUUUUGUUAGUACUGUUGACCCUUUGAAGGAGCCCCCUCUUGUCACUGCCAAUACAGUGCUGUCAAUUCUUGCUGUGGAUUACCCUGUUGAUAAGGUUUCUUGCUAUGUUUCUGAUGAUGGAGCUGCCAUGCUGACAUUCGAAGCCCUGGCUGAAACCUCAGAAUUUGCAAGAAAAUGGGUUCCUUUCUGUAAGAAAUAUAGUAUUGAACCCCGAGCUCCUGAAUGGUACUUUGCACAAAAGAUUGAUUAUCUGAAGGAUAAGGUUCAUCCUUCAUUUGUCAAAGAUCGCCGAGCAAUGAAGAGAGAGUAUGAAGAAUUCAAAGUUCGCAUCAAUGGCCUUGUUGCAAAGGCACAAAAAGUUCCUGAGGAAGGAUGGAUCAUGCAAGAUGGAACGCCUUGGCCUGGAAAUAAUACCAGAGAUCAUCCUGGCAUGAUACAGGUUUUCUUAGGGCAUAGUGGAGGGCUUGACAGUGAGGGGAAUGAGCUUCCACGGUUAGUCUAUGUGUCUCGUGAGAAGCGUCCUGGUUUUCAACAUCACAAGAAGGCUGGUGCCAUGAAUGCUCUUGUACGGGUUUCAGCUGUCCUUACCAAUGGAUCCUAUAUGUUGAAUCUGGAUUGUGAUCAUUACAUAAACAACAGCAAGGCAUUGAGGGAAGCUAUGUGUUUCCUUAUGGAUCCAAACCUUGGGAGAUCAGUUUGUUAUGUACAAUUUCCACAGAGGUUUGAUGGUAUAGACAGGAAUGAUCGGUAUGCCAACCGUAAUACUGUGUUCUUUGAUAUUAAUUUAAGAGGUCUCGAUGGCAUCCAAGGCCCUGUCUAUGUGGGCACAGGGUGUGUGUUCAAUAGAACUGCCUUGUAUGGCUAUGAGCCUCCCGUCAAGAAGCAUAAGAUCGGUGGAUUCUUGUCUUCACUCUGUGGUGGUUCUAGGAAGAAAACUAAAUCAAGCAAGAAGGCGGACAAGAAAAAAUCAAACAAGCAUGUGGACAAUACCGUGCCAGUAUUCAAUCUUGAGGACAUAGAAGAGGGAGUUGAAGGAGCUGGAUUUGAUGACGAGAAGUCAUUGCUCAUGUCACAAGUGAGCUUGGAGAAAAGGUUUGGCCAGUCUACUGUCUUUGUUGCCUCCACGCUAAUGGAACAUGGUGGCGUUCCUCAGUCAGCAACACCUGAAUCUCUCCUAAAAGAAGCUAUUCAUGUCAUCAGCUGUGGCUACGAAGACAAGACAGACUGGGGUAAUGAGAUUGGAUGGAUUUAUGGCUCAGUUACAGAGGAUAUUCUUACUGGAUUCAAGAUGCAUGCUCGGGGUUGGCGUUCAAUCUACUGCAUGCCUCAUCGUCCAGCCUUCAAAGGAUCUGCCCCCAUCAACUUGUCAGAUCGUCUGAACCAAGUGCUUCGGUGGGCCCUGGGGUCUGUUGAGAUUCUCUUCAGUCGGCAUUGCCCCAUUUGGUAUGGCUAUGGAGGCCGUCUCAAAUUCUUGGAAAGAUUUGCCUACAUUAACACCACAAUCUACCCACUUACUGCUAUCCCCCUCGUUGCAUACUGUACAUUGCCAGCCAUCUGUCUCCUUACUGGAAAGUUCAUCAUCCCUCAGAUCAGUAAUAUUGCAAGUAUUUGGUUCAUCUCUCUCUUUAUUUCCAUCUUUGCCACCGGUAUACUUGAAAUGAGAUGGAGUGGCGUCGGGAUUGAUGAAUGGUGGAGAAACGAACAGUUUUGGGUUAUCGGUGGUGUCUCUGCCCAUCUCUUUGCCGUCUUCCAAGGUCUUCUCAAGGUCCUCGCAGGUAUUGAUACCAACUUCACCGUCACCUCAAAGGCCUCUGAUGAGGACGGCGACUUUACUGAGCUCUACAUGUUCAAGUGGACUACACUGCUCAUACCGCCUACGACCCUUCUCCUUGUCAACCUCGUGGGUGUUGUCGCUGGCAUCUCGUACGCUAUCAACAGCGGGUAUCAGUCAUGGGGUCCGCUCUUUGGGAAGCUCUUCUUCGCAUUCUGGGUCAUUGUCCAUUUGUAUCCUUUCCUCAAGGGUUUGAUGGGGAGGCAGAAUCGGACUCCGACGAUUGUAGUUGUCUGGGCUAUUCUGCUUGCAUCUAUCUUCUCUUUGUUGUGGGUUAGGGUUGAUCCUUUUACUACUAGAGUUAUUGGACCUGACGUUCAACAAUGUGGAAUCAAUUGCUAAAGUUCUUGAUUAUCAAACUGAUAUUUAUAUUUUUAUGUAUCCUUGUAUAGGGCUUAUCAUGUAGCCCAAGUGUAAGUAUAAAAGGUGCAUCAGGUGUGUUUUAGCAACAUUUUUUUGGAUA
Asparagus officinalis (garden asparagus) is the source of this 2339-nucleotide messenger RNA. RefSeq names its product probable cellulose synthase A catalytic subunit 8 [UDP-forming]. Gene Ontology annotation, molecular function: cellulose synthase (UDP-forming) activity. Gene Ontology annotation, biological process: plant-type primary cell wall biogenesis; cellulose biosynthetic process. The transcript is spliced from 8 exons. NCBI's taxonomy places the organism in Eukaryota, Viridiplantae, Streptophyta, Magnoliopsida, Asparagales, Asparagaceae. Bases 173 to 2218 code for a protein of 681 amino acids. Gene Ontology annotation, cellular component: trans-Golgi network; plasma membrane. The record is from RefSeq and is a predicted model, not a curated record.